Priceomyces carsonii is the source of this 2100-nucleotide messenger RNA. RefSeq lists its product as uncharacterized. The transcript has a single exon. Bases 1 to 2100 code for a protein of 699 amino acids. The record is from RefSeq and is a predicted model, not a curated record. NCBI's taxonomy places the organism in Eukaryota, Fungi, Ascomycota, Pichiomycetes, Serinales, Debaryomycetaceae.
AUGGACGCCCCCAAUUUUAUCCCUACUAUUCCAGAAAGACCAAAAAAGCACAUGGAAUCAUUUUCGAAGCAAGAAGAUGCUAUUCUGGAAUCUGUGGAUUCCAAUGAAAACAAAAUUUAUUCACGCAGUGAUAUAAAUAUGGAAGUUCCAACCAUUCCUAAAAGACCUACUAAAUCAGACCUGGACUCAGAAAGAUCACCAUCUAUGCCAGUUAUACCUAAGAGGCCAACUAGAAUGUCGUCUGAUAGGCUGAAGAAGUCAUCAGAAGAAGAAUCAAAUAUUGUAAAACUGAGAAAGCAGCCGGAACUAAAGCUUGAAAAGUCUGAACUUGACUCUGAUAAUUCCAGCUCAGGGAAAUCUCAUCCGGUUGACAAAUUGAACACGUUGGAUACUGGACUUGAGGAUAGAUCGAGUAAUGAUGCAAAUAUUGAGAAUACUUCUAUCUCAAAACCCAAAGAUGUUGAAAAUGCUUCAGAGCUCUCCGACUCAUUACGAAAUGUUCUGGGCCAAGCAGAUGAAUCACAGUCUGUUAAUAAAGUAGAAAAUUUAGAGACUUUGAAUAAGAAACAAUACGAAGUGGAUGAUAUUACAUCUAAUGAUUACUUCGAAAUCUGCUCUGAAGAAGGAGAACCUAACCGACACGAAGAGAAGCAAGGCGAGACGGAGGGCAAUCACCUAGAUCAUAAAAUAAAUGAUCCAUAUGACGAUUCUAAUGAAAUCGGAAAACUGAACGAUUCUGUAAAAUUUGACCUCGAACCUGAAACCAACAAGGAAAAAAACAAAAAUAAUGAUAUCUAUGUUAGUCAAAUAGAAGCAGAGGAAUUGAGUCCGAUUGAUCUGCAAGUCGCAAUAAAGGAUAGCGCAGAGAAACUGAGCCCGAGUGAUCUGCAAGUAUCAGUAAGGGACCUCAACUUAGCUGAUUAUAUUCCAUCGAUUCCAAAGAGACCUCUGAAACAAACAAAGGAUGCAAAGGAAGAAGAAUGGAAGAAGAGUAAUUCUGAUGAAGAGGUGAAAGUAAAAGAUAAUGCUGAUACACUGAAGAUAAAAUCUUUUGAUAAUGAACCCAGAAUUCCCCUUCGUCCGCGAAGAAAUAAUAGUGAAAGAUCUGAAAAGCAAGAUGAUGCGAAAAAGAAUAACAAUUCAACAAUAGAUAUAGAUACUACAUUAGGUUCAAAACCAGAAUCGAUUGAGUCGGCCAAGACCACAUCUGACCAUCCUGUUAUAAAAUCGGAUACCCCUAAUGGUCUCUCUGAUCAGAAUAAGCACCAUAAGGCACCUCCACCGAAGCCAAAAAAGCUCUCUUCGAAAAUAGCUGCAUUUCAACAAAUGUUUAACGCAGAACCGGACGUGGAACCCUCAGAAACGAAGCCCCACUCAAGAAUAUAUGAGAGCACUUCAAGACCUUCAAGGCUAUCCUCAGAUAAAAUGAAGUUUGCUGAAAGCUUAAAAGGAAUGAUGGGUAAGGGAAUGGCGCUACCUGGUAUGGUGGAUCCUAAUGUAAUAGUCGAAAGCAACGUCACUGAAUCCAAAGAGGAUACAUUGAACGAGUUACCAAAAGAUGAAACAAGGAUACUCAACUCGAGACCCGUUAGGACAAAAGGUCCUAAAGGCAAAAGGCUCCCUAAAACAUUAAAGGAACCUGCGAACAUCGAGUCUGAGCCUUCUUUUCAAAAAUCAACACGUGAGCUUUGGCGAUUAAGUUUUGCUAAGAAAGAACAUCCUCGUUCAUCUAUCGGAUUUGAACAAGUCUGUAUUAAUCACCCGGGGAAAAAAAUAGAAUCCAGCACAGAAGAUUUAAAUGUGGAUUCACUUAGUUUUGAUCAAAAUUGGAAAACUGAGACUUUCUCCCUGCCGAUCAAUGACUAUGAAUCUAAACCAAUCAUGGAUUCUCAAGAGAAUUUGAAUUUAAUUGACUAUCCUAAGUCAAAUGAUAACACUUUGAUUGGUGAAGCUUUAGAGAGCGGUGACUUACCUUCUAUGGAAGAUUCGAUGUUGCUGAGCUCUUCUCAUAGUAACGUGGGGGCUCUGAGUAACGCAGACAAUUCUUCGAAUCAGAUCGAAAAUCCUGAAUUGAAUAAAUCACUGGAUUCAUCAGACUAA